CCAAAAGCUACACUUACAUUACAACAUGACUGGAAGGAAGUAUUCAUAGGGGAGACUGUCACUCUUAAAUGUGAAAUACUGGAAUAUGGCCAUAGAGAAUGGACAUACAACUGGUAUAAGAAUGGAGUUCACUCUGCUUAUGGCACAAGUCAAUACACAUUUAAAGUGGAAGAAAAUGCUAGGUUUUCUUGCAAGGGAACCCGGAUGACCCAAGAGUACCAACUGAGUACUGAAUUCAGUAACACUGUUACACUGAAUGUGAUGGCAAAACCCAAACCAACUGUGAAGGUUAAGCCUCAGACGUCUGUCUACACUGGAGACACUGUUACUCUAAGCUGUGAGGUACAGCAGUCUACUGGAUGGAUGUUUUUAUGGUACAUUUACCCUCAGCAGCCAAAAUCAUGGAUCACUGUAAGAAAAAACAAUAUAAUGGAUGUGACAGUCUCUGAAGAAGCAACUUCAGAAUAUGGUUGCGGUGCACGAAGGGGACAAUACUACACACAUUACAGUGACGUAGUCAAGAUCACAGCAGCUGAUGGAUCACUCUUUUGGAACCAAACCACAGGACAGAUAAUCAUCCAUACCAUCUCAAAAUCAGAUGAGGGUCUCUACCACUGUGAAUACCCAGAGAGAAAAGAGUCACCAAAGAGCUGGGUCUCAGUCAGAAGUACAAGAUCUCUGUCUGCCCCUACUGGACAUCUCAAGAACACUAGCCAGACCACGGGCCAGAGGCAGAGUUGGACUGGGCCUGGGAGCUCUCUUUCAGGAACCUCACUGCUGCAAGCAGGAGGUGAUCUGAUUUAUGCCAAUGUUGGUAACAGGAUUACAGGCCCAACUGAUGGAACUUUCUCAAAAAAAGAGCUGAAAAACUUGAAACUUCACAGUAAAGAUGCUGGUGCAGGAUUCAGUGAUGUGACUUAUGCUCAAAUUAAAAUGAAACCCAAGAAGAAACCAAAACAAACAGAGAAGACCAGGGAGGGCACUGAUGUGAUGUACUCAGAACUGAAACAGAAGUCAGAAAAGGAUGGUCCAGGACCCAGUGAUGUGACUUAUGCUGAAACUGAAAUGAAAACCAUGAAGAAACCAAAAUAAACAGGUGAGACUGAG
This is a messenger RNA of Electrophorus electricus (electric eel), 1107 nucleotides long. The record is from RefSeq and is a predicted model, not a curated record. NCBI's taxonomy places the organism in Eukaryota, Metazoa, Chordata, Actinopteri, Gymnotiformes, Gymnotidae.